Coffea arabica (coffee) is the source of this 816-nucleotide messenger RNA. The record is from RefSeq and is a predicted model, not a curated record. Lineage: Eukaryota; Viridiplantae; Streptophyta; Magnoliopsida; Gentianales; Rubiaceae.
AUGAAAGUUCAACUCUUUUUCCUGUCUGCAACACUGAUAUACGGUACAUUUUCAGGAGAAUUUGGUGUUGAAGGUUCACGUUAUCGUAAGAAAUCAUCACGUAAAAAUAAUUAUGGGAUUGAAAAGCUCUUUGUUAUCGGAGACUCCUAUGCUGAUACUGGAAAUCUCCCAAAAAUGUGGAAGGACAAACCUUAUGGACUGACUUUUCCAGGCAAGCCAGACGGCCGAUUCUCCGACGGCCAUAUCCUGACUGAUUUCAUUGCGGAUUUCUUAGGACUAAAGUCUCCAGUGCCAUAUAGAACGAGGAAUGCACAGAAGAAGGAUUUGCAAUAUGGGAUAAAUUUUGCCUUUGGAGGGGCUGGUGUGGGCAAAACAUUGUCUUCAGUGCCUAAUUUCAGCACCCAAGUUGAUUUUUUUGAAGAACUCAUCAAGAAAGUUGUGUACUCAAAAUGCGACCUUGAACACUCUUUGACUCUAGUUACUCUUUCAGGCAACGAUUAUUCUGCUUUUUUAGCAAGAGGAGGCACCAUUUUGGAUCUCAUAAAUACUUUCAUCCCUGGUGUGGUGCAAAAACUUGUAGCGAUCUUGAAAACGCAUUUCAGAGUUAGGAGUGAAGAGAAUAGCACUGGGGUCGCUGCCACCAAUAGGAUGUGUACCUAUUCUGUGGCACAGCUGAACAAUGAGAGCUUAUCGACUCAAUUCGAGAUUCUUGAUCUUGAUGCUGCAUUCACUGCAAUUAUCCAACAUGUUCAGAUCGCAAAGAUUUCUGCUAGAGCAAAGGCUGGUGUAAAUGUUAAUCGAUUCAUAUACUGCUAG